GCCCCAGGUCAGUCUCACUGCAGUCAAGUCGACGUUCAGUCUGGUUUUCGUGGAUAAGGAGCCAAAGGAACAGAAUACUAUACUAUACCAUAGAGAUGAAUAGCCUGCAAGGAUCGCUGGUUGUCCUGCUGCUGGUGGGCGCAUUCCUGCCCAGCCAGGCGGGUCUCUUCGACUGCGAGGACAAGGUGCCCGGACUGGGGGAUGUGACCGACAAGAUCUCCGAGAUCACCGGCAGCAGCAGCAGUUCCGAGCACGAGGUGCGCGACUUCUUCAAGAACGUGGGCUGCCACAUCAAGGAGGGCGCCAAGAAGCUGGGCGAGAAGGCCAAGGACCUCGGCACCGAGCUCAAGGAGGGCGCCCAGAAGCUGGGCGAGAAGGCCAAGGUCCUGGGGAGCGAUAUCAAGGACCGAUUCGACGAUCUGCGCGACAAGCUGGCCAAGGACUCCGCCGAGGAGAUGAGCAAGGAUCGCGGCUUCCUGGCCAACGUCGAGAUCAUCAAUCCGGACAUCCUCAAGGGCGAGCAGCAGUGCGGCCACGGCCACAUCCUGGACGCCUUGGGCAACUGCAGCAAGUUGAGGAAGUAGUCCUGGAUUCUGAGAGAGUAGCCUUCGCCCCUUAAGUGUUUAAGUUUUUUUUAUGAUUUUUUUUUUGUGUAAAUAAAAAUGGAAAGUAAAAUACA
Drosophila takahashii is the source of this 679-nucleotide messenger RNA. RefSeq lists its product as uncharacterized. Lineage: Eukaryota; Metazoa; Arthropoda; Insecta; Diptera; Drosophilidae. The record is from RefSeq and is a predicted model, not a curated record.